Messenger RNA from Lachancea meyersii CBS 8951, 8025 nucleotides. The record is from the annotation of a GenBank genome assembly. Lineage: Eukaryota; Fungi; Ascomycota; Saccharomycetes; Saccharomycetales; Saccharomycetaceae.
AUGAGUAUUUUGAACGGGUCUUUGGAAGGCAUUGGGCCUCUUUUGACUCGUACGUUUCAGGAUUCAGCGCUUUCAGCACGAUUCUCGGUGCUGGAAGAAAUAACUGCGAUUCUGGGAAACCAAGAUAUCGCAUUGGAACAAGAUGCCGAUAAAGAAAUUCUGCUGGGCAUUAUGGACAGCUACAUGUACAUUCGCGACGCGAAGUCGACCCAAAAGGUGGUCUCAGUGUUUGAAAGUCUCUUCAAACGUAUGCCAGAGCGCCUGAACGGUUUGCUCAAGUUCAUUCGCGGUUUAGUUGCCAAAGUUCCAGCCACUCGUGCAAUGGCUGACUACAUGAAUCUGUUAGACUGGAUCAAUUCGUUACUGAAGUUCUGUGUUUUACAAAAGAAGCAAUUUGAGACCGAGACCGUGGAAUUGCUGCAGUUGAUGUGCUUUACCGCUCAAAGUAUUGAGGCGGCUCUUGGCGUGCAUGAACAUGCAAAGCCUUCCAAAUUCAAGCAAAACCAACAUCGGCGCAGAAUACGUCAGGGCGUGCUACAGUCAAUGGCCAAGACUUUCGCUCAAGCUUUGAAAAGUGGAACUGAGAGCGACUUUUCAGUGGAGAUCGUUUACGAAGGCAUACUCCACCAAGCCAGCCAAGUCAAGUUGCCACCUACCGGGGUGGUUGCUGUAAUGGGUUCCCUCACGAAAGCAGCUUGUCAGCUCCUGCAGUCACAACCUGCUCAUUAUGCCGCUAUUACGAACAACGUCGUCGAGGCCUUCUGUGAGUAUGUGGGCAAAGACGUAAUAUUGUGCAAGGAGCCACCCUCGCCAUUUUGUAUUGAGACUUUUUUUGCACCUUUUGCUCACGAAUUUCUCACUACAGAGCUUUUCAAGACUUACAUGGUGCCCAACUUAGAAAAGUGUAUCCUGAGGUCAUCUGAAAUAGGAUAUCAGCUUGCUAGCGAGUUUUACCUUAGCGUUGAUCCCACGAAAGUUGAUCUUUCCUCAAUAUUUGUGAAAUCCAAACUUAUGACCCAGUCUUUCUCUUCCCUGAAAAGUAACAAGGAAGUGGUUAGAUGUCUUUCAUUAGAAUCCAUGUUAAGUCUUCUGCAUUGCACUUCAAAGUCUUCGUCCUCAGAAAAUCUGCAAAUUUUCGUUGCCGAAUCUUUCAAAAACCUAAAGUCCAAUUUGCAUGCUGAUUAUAAAGUGACCGUGUCAUCUUUACUCGGUGCGACGCCUUCGAUAUCUUCUGAAAUUUCAUCCGACAUAGUAAAAGGCCUUUCGAAUUACUUAGCAAAGGAGACCAACGAAGCUGUGAUGGCACCCAUGCUGCAGACCUAUUUCACACAUUUUUCGAAACUAGACGUUUCUCCUGAAAGUGCUGUUGCCCUCAUAAAGACAGGUCUAAAUGACAAGAAGCAGCAGGUGAGAAAAUUAUGGAUUGCAUCAUUGCUCAAUGUUAUCGACGAAAAGUCCUUAGAAGACUUCCGUGACCUCUCAAAAGAAAUCUUAGAGUACGUGAGAGAUGUGUUCUCCUCCCCAACGAAAUACACAGCAAGGAAUACUUUAAGUUGUUUUAUUGGAGUUGAUCGUCUUUCUUCCAUGCAAGGUAAUGAACUUGCAACUGAAGUCAUGUCUCUAUUAAUCGAUGUCAAUCGGAAUUCUCCAUCUAUUGGGUAUGCAUGGCUGGUAGCUGCAAUGUCGACACAGCUGACUUUUGAAGAAAGGGCUCUUGGUGUGGAACUACUCCGUAAUGCAUAUCAGAGAAAUCCUUUAAUGAUCGGGCUGAAUGUUAUCAAAGCGCUGGAGGAACAAAUAGGUGUUGAAACCUCGGCAGAUCGUUGUGGUAUAACUUUGCGUUAUGCAACACCAGUUUUCAUGGCACUGAGCCAGGAUGUUGAGGAUCGAGCUGCCUUGAAGAAGGUUCUCAUCGAAUUGCUCGUACUUGCACAGUAUCCUAAGUUUAACUUGAAAAGUGGAUGGGCAGGAUUGGUGCUACAAGCCAAUUUGAACCCCGAACAUCUGAUUGCAGAAUACGCGGAAGAUGUUAUCACCAAGUUUAAGGUUUUGACUGGCGAUGAAAACAGUAGAUCUCCACUUUACGAAGCGGCUGUUAAAUCUGUGACUUAUGCUGCAUUCAUAAACCAUUCGCCCAUUGCUGCAUUAACCGUCGCGCUCAUCAAAACUGCCUUGGAUGCUACCAGGCUCCGCGCGAUAGACGCGUCUCAGAUAUCCAUAUGGAAAGGGGCCGAAGGUGAGCUGGUUGUGGAUGUCCUACAAAAGAAGAGCAAAGCAUUGGACAAUAAAAACUCAAAAGACUACGAGACCCUCAAGUGGGAGGAAGACGUUAGAAAAAAGCAAGCCAAGAAGAACUCUGGCGCCAAAAAGUUGACUAAAGAAGAAAAGGACUUAGUCGAUGCUCAGUUGUCAAAAGAAAGUGACAUAAGAAAAGCUACAAAUAACACUGUGGCAGAGGUACGUCGGUCUUUGGCACUAAUUUCACAAUUAAGUAAGGAAGCUUCGUUGGUCCAGAACGGAUCCGAAGUUUGGUUUCCCGUGGCCGUUUCCUGCGUUUUAUCAGCUUUGCAAGCGCCUAAUUUUUCAGAGCUGCUGCCCAAAGAAGGCAUUGAGACAUUUUUGAAAUUGUCAGAUACUGCGUCAGAGAGGCUAGGUAAUAUGAGAAGCUUUAUUGCUGUUGCCACUCUUCGUGCUUUUGAAGUUCGUGGGAUUCCGGAAAGUUUGUGUCAGGAGCCUCUAUUGGAAUUGAUAUCUAGAGUAUUAUUCAGAGUCAAAUUUGUCGCGAACAAGAAGCGGUUUGAGUCCUUAACUCUGACUUUACUUCUACCUUUGCUUUCCAAAGUCCUAGAAGAGGGAAAGAAGAUUUCUUUGAAGAACGCAGACAAGCCAUUAGUUAAAAGCGAAUUUGUUGAAGAGGACAAAGAGGAAGAGCAGCUUUUGCUUGCAAUGGAAAUCAUUGGAGGUCACGCCGAGUCCUUCAGCGACCCCGCCAUUCCACGUCAACACAUUUUAGAGGUCUUGCUCUCUCUAAUAUCUGUUUCAUCAAAAGCAAGAUCCGCUAAAGAAUGCUUUUUAGCUUUGUGUCAAAAUCUGUCACUGUCUCCAAGCCAAACAGAUUUGGAUCUAAUUUUGGGCAGGCUGAUGUCUCCGAACGAUUUUGUCAGAGCCACUAUCUUGGAGGCUGUGGAUGAUGAAUUCGAUUUGACACCCCACAUGAACUUCUCGCCUCAAAUAUUUAUAUUGAUGCAAGACGCUAGUGAGUCAAACAGGGAAACUGCCGCUUCCAUUUGGCAACUCAACAAGUUUGAGGUCCGAGAAGAGCUGCUCAAAAGCUUGUUGGACUAUUUUGGUCAAGCUGAUAGUGGCUUGCGUCUCUUUGUUGCGAAAUCUUAUGCAACAGCUCUGCAUGUGUUAACUUCGCAGUCGAGGGACUUUUUCGGGGUUUACCUUGAAAAGCUCAUGAGCUUUUAUUCCUUGAAGGCUCGUGUUCCAGAACCUAUCAUUGAUGAGUAUGGAUUAGUAGUUGUAUCUUCCGAAGCACAAAAAGACUGCUGGGAAGAGAGAAGUACUGCUGCCAUUGCUUUCAAGGAGUGUUCAGAGGUUUUCCCUCUUGAAAGUAAAUGGCCCGUGGAGUUUGUCAAAUUUUUGGUCAAUAGCGGCGCCCUUGGGGAUCGUGAAGUUUUGGUCAGACAGGAAAUGAAAGAGGCGGGAAUUGAGGUGAUUGCUCAUCAUGGAUCUCGCAACGUUGAGGAUUUAAUUCCGGUAUUUGAAGAAGCUCUUGUUGUCAAUCAAGAUAUUGCCACCAAGGAAAAUGUUAUUAUCCUUUAUGGUACACUAGCAAGACAUUUGUCUGCGGAUGACAAGAGGGUUACGACUAUUGUUGAGCGGUUGCUAAACACCCUUGAGACUCCGUCAGAGGAAGUGCAGCAAGCCAUUUCCGCAUGUAUCUCGCCAUUGGUGGGCUUAUUGGACUCACAGGCGGGUCAUUACUUAAACAACAUGAUGAAGAAGCUACAAGAUUCUAAAGCAAGACUUCACUCCAAACGUGGUGCCGCCUGGGGGCUUGCCGGUCUCGUAAAAGGUCUAGGUAUCAAAUCUCUUGCAGAAUUUGAUGUAAUUCAUGAUCUCAUGGAUGCCUCGGAGGAUAAGAAAGACCCUCAAAGGCGUGAGUCUGUUGCUUUUGCAUUCGAGUGUCUCUCCAAGGCAUUGGGCAAGUUUUUCGAACCAUAUGUUAUCGAAGUACUGCCUAAUAUCUUGAAAAAUCUUGGUGACUCUGUUCCUGAAGUUAGGAUUGCUACUGCAAAUGCCACUAAAACUAUCAUGGCUAACACAACUGGAUUUGGUGUGAAGAAGUUAAUUCCUGUGGCUGUUAAUAACUUGGAGGAUAUUUCGUGGAGAACAAAACGAGGAUCGGUCGAGUUGUUGGGUAACAUGGCUUAUCUUGAUCCCACCCAGCUCUCUGCAUCUCUCUCGACUAUUGUCCCUGAGAUUGUUGCUGUUCUUAAUGACUCGCAUAAAGAGGUGCGUAAAGCCGCUGACCAGUCCUUGAACCGCUUUGGGGAAGUCAUUAGAAAUCCUGAAAUUCAAAAGCUUGUUCCGGUAUUGAUCAAGGCUAUUGGAGAUCCGACAAAACACACCGAAGAAGCAUUGAAUGCACUCAUACAAACACAGUUUGUGCAUUACAUUGACGGUCCCUCCCUAGCCUUGAUUAUUCACGUUAUCCACAGAGGUAUGCGUGAGAGGUCGGCCAACACGAAAAGAAAAGCAUGUAAAAUCGUUGGCAACAUGGCCAUCCUCGUAGACGCCAAUGAUUUGGUACCAUACUUGCAACAAUUGGUUGACGAAGUGGAGACAGCAAUGGUUGAUCCUGUUCCAAGCACCAGAGCUACAGCUGCGAGGGCACUAGGUGCUUUAGUAGAACGGUUGGGUGAAGAAAAGUUCCCUCACUUGAUACCUCGUCUAUUGGCUACCUUGAGUGAUGAUAGUAAGGCUGGUGACCGUUUGGGAUCGGCACAAGCACUUUCGGAGGUUAUCAGCGGGCUCGGCCUGUCUAAACUGGAUGAAAUGCUUCCGACUGUCAUGGCAGGUGUUACCAACUCCAAAACAUACGUGAGGGAAGGUUUCAUGCCUCUUCUAUUGUUUUUGCCCGUAUGCUUCGGUGCUCAGUUUGCUCCUUACGUCAGUCAAAUUAUUCAGCCUAUUUUGAGUGGAUUGGCUGAUCCAGAUGAAAACAUCUCUGAUACUUCCUUGAAGGCAGGAAAGCUUGUGGUGAAAAAUUAUGCUACGAAAGCCAUUGACUUAUUGCUUCCAGAGCUUGAAAAAGGAAUGUUCGAUGAGAAUGAAAGAAUCAGACUGUCUUCUGUGCAGCUUACAAGCGAUUUAUUAUUCCAAGUCACAGGAAUUUCCUCGAAGAAUGAAUUUGAUGACGAAGAAGGUGAUGUCAAUCACGAGGUCACGAAGCAGCUUCUGGAGGUGCUUGGACAAGACCGCCGCGACAGAAUUCUCUCUUCUUUGUUUGUCUGCCGGUCCGAUACAUCUGGUGUUGUUCGUGCUACUACUGUGGACGUUUGGAAAGCAAUUGUGCCCAACACGCCACGUACAGUCAAGGAAAUUCUUCCUACUCUAACGAGCAUUGUCGUUGUCCAUUUGGCUUCAUCCUCUGCUAGUCUACGUCACAUUGCUGCCCAAACUUUGGGGGAUCUAGUGAGACGUGUUGGCACCAAUGCCUUGUCUCAAUUGCUACCAGUGUUGGAAGGAUCCCUUGCCGAGGCUCGUGGCUCUGAAUCCAAACAAGGAGUGUGUAUUGCUUUGCGCGAGCUAUUGCAAUCGUCCUCUCCUGAAUCAUUGGAAGAGUAUCAAUCCACGAUUGUUAACAUUAUUCGCAUCACGCUAGUUGACGGCGAUGCAACUGUUAGAGAGUCGGCUGCAUUGUCAUUUGAUGCGUUCCAAGAAGCUUUCGGUAAAGUUGCUGUUGACGAGGUCUUGCCUCACUUGCUCAGCAUGUUGACUUCCAGCGAGAGCUCAGAAUUCGCAUUGUUGGCGUUGCAAGAAAUUAUGGCCACCAAGUCUGAGGUCAUUUUCCCAAUUCUAAUACCAACACUGUUAAGCCCACCUAUAGACGCUUUCAGAGCUCGCGCUCUUGGCUUAUUGGCUCAAGUUGCUGGCGUCGCUCUAUACAGGCGGCUGUCGACCAUGAUCAACGCUUUAGUCAACACUUUAGCAGGGUCUACUCAAGAUGAGCAGACUAAGAGCGCUUUAGAAGGUGCAUUGGAAAGCGUUAUGAGCUCCGUUGUUGAUUCUGACGGUAUGCAUCCAUUGAUGCAACACAUCUUGAGCUUGAUCAAGGACGAAAACAAAGCGAAACGUCUCGUGAUUUUGGAGCGUCUGCCAGCCUUCUUCGAAGAAACCACACUCAACUUUGACAUAUACACUCCAGAGAUUGUGUCUCAAAUGAUAAUGUCAUUUGACGAUCAAGACCCUCAGGUUUUGCAGAGCAUUUUUGAUGCACUAACCGUUUUGAUCAAGAAACAAGAUAAGUCUAUGUUGGGUAAGCUGGUUAAGCCUUCUAGACAGGCUCUAAUGCUUGUUGGGAAGGAAGACGUGGAAUUGGGAGUAUUUAAGCUGCCUAAGGGACCAAGUUGUAUUUUGCCAGUUUUCCUACAUGGCUUGAUGUAUGGCUCCAAUGAGGAUCGUGAAACAGCUGCGAUGGCAAUUGCCGACAUUGUAAAGAGAACUCCAGCGGCCAAUUUGAGAGCGUUUGUUACACUGAUCACCGGUCCGUUGAUUCGUGUCGUUGGCGAAAGAUUUCCGGGCGACGUCAAAGCUGCAAUUCUAUAUGCUCUAAACGUGUUGUUUGCCAAAAUUCCACAAUUUUUGAGGCCCUUCAUUCCUCAAUUGCAAAGGACAUUUGUGAAAUCCUUGUCAGAUACCUCGAACGAGACACUUCGGUUGCGCGCUGCAAAAGCCCUUGGUUCCUUGAUCGAGUACCAACCAAGAGUGGAUCCAUUGGUCGUAGAGCUUGUUGGGGGCGCCAGACAAACGGACGAUGAAGGUGUUAAGACUGCUUUGUUAAACGCCUUACUGGAAAUUGUUUCUAAAGCAGGUUCCAAACUGAACGAAAGCUCCAAACAUGUCAUCGUGAAUCUUGUGGAGGAACAAAUUUUGACAGUCAACGAUAAGCUAGCAACAGCUUACGCCAAGCUAAUUGGCUCUUUAUCUGGAAUAAUGACUACGGACGAAGCGAACUCUAUACUAAAUGAUAAGGUGUUGGAAGUCGACGUUGCUGGCGAAUCUGGGCGUUUUGCCAUUUUGACGUUGAACUCGUUUUUGAAAGAUGCCCCAGCACAUCUAUUCGAGUCGGGCUUGAUACCGGAUUAUGUCCAAUAUCUAAUAGGUGCUGCCAAGUCCACCGUUCCUUACAUAUCCGACAACGCAUUGGCUGCCAUUGGUAAGCUUCUGUUGUUGAUCGGAGAGAAGAGGUCUCCAUACGGAAAACUAGAAUCUCAAAAUCCAUUCGAGCUUUCCGAGGAAAGCAUUGGAACCCUCAUUGAGGUUUUGUGUGAAGACAUGUUACGCCCUGCCAGUAACUCGCUAGACUCGAGGAGGAUGUCGCUAGUAGUUGUGCGGACUGUGGCGAGGUUCAAGUAUGAAGAAUGCAUUAAACCAUUCUACGAUCUACUGGGUCCCUCGGUUUUUACGUGCUUGCGUGAUGUUAUUAUCCCCGUCAAAUUGGCGGCUGAAAAGGCCUAUUUGGCGAUCUUCAGGCUGGUAGAGGAGCAGGACAUGAAUGCCUUUGAGGCCUGGAUUUUACAGCUUUCUGGCCCUGCGGUGCAGAACAGAGCUGGUGACCUAGUUCAACUUAGAUCCAUUACUGACUAUACCAAGAGGGUCGGUAAAAGAUUGGCCGGUGUUGAAAGGGAAAGAAUUGCUGCCGGUGGUGAUCCAGAGACAGUGUUCUCUGACUGCUACGAAGAUGAAGCUGAAAUCUGGGCAAUUGGUGGAGUAGAGUUGAUAAAGGACGCAUAA